Exophiala bonariae is the source of this 1074-nucleotide messenger RNA. RefSeq lists its product as uncharacterized. Bases 1 to 1074 code for a protein of 357 amino acids. The transcript is spliced from 3 exons. The record is from RefSeq and is a predicted model, not a curated record. Lineage: Eukaryota; Fungi; Ascomycota; Eurotiomycetes; Chaetothyriales; Herpotrichiellaceae.
AUGAGUGUAUGGACUUUAUCGGACGGCAACACCCCAAUACUACAACCAGGUUUAACAUAUAUGAACAACCCACUUGAGGACUGCCAGAUCCAUAAUAUACAUAUUGAUUUCGAAGCCGAAGAUCGCACAGCAACCCAGUAUGGCUGGAACUCUUGGGGCCAGACUUUACGCGCGUUUAUGACUUGCUCGAUUGAAGCCGAGGCGGGCGUUACAUACUUUAAUCUUACCACGACUUAUGACUUCGUGCCUUCCACCGCCCAAUUUCCUACAGGCAACUACGACACGCAAGUGGGAACCUUUAGCUUCUCAACGCGCAAUGCCACGUCCAAAGCGAGCCUUUGGUGGGGCGAAUCUCUCCUUGCGCAAUACUGGGCCUAUGCUUCCACCCUAAUGCAGGACAUCCGACAGAAUACUGGCAACAACCUUAGGAAAGGCACUAUCCAUUUUACGCAACAAAGCGGGCAAAAAGACAUUACAAGACUCGACUUUUGGGAUGUGGAUUCACGCUUCAUCACCAACACCGAUAUCCAAAACCAGGAUUCUACAUGGGACCGAAGUGGCGUGGCUACCUACCCUUUAGGAGGAAGCGUAUCAGAUCUUGCUGCUGGCAAGGAUUCCAGCACACUUGACCUAGACGCGAUAUGGAUCCCAUCAGAUAGCCUGGCCAAAUCAUUCUAUUCCACCAUCUUAGUUGACCUGGGCCAGAUCACCGCAACACCGAAUGUUCUCACUGACGAGAACGCCUUGCAAUUCUUCACUCAAAAUUUCACGACCAUGCAAAAAGGUACCGCGAAUGCUCAGCCAGGUCCGGCUCAUGACAGCUAUCACGCGUUGAAAGCGCAGACCGGACCACUACAGAUCUCGCCAUCUAUCAUCUCGUCCAAGUACCUGUGCCAGAUACCAAAACGAAAGUCUCCAGGCACGCUAUUCGUGUCCAUUCUUGUCGCGGAUUUAGUACUGAUACAGGCUGCGUGGAAGUUGUUCAGCCUAUUCACUAGCUCCUGGCUCACUAACAAAUACCCUGAAGGUAAGUUACAACUCCUGCUUGUCGACUUUGAUAAGAACAAGCUCUAA